This is a messenger RNA of Pseudocercospora fijiensis CIRAD86, 702 nucleotides long. RefSeq lists its product as uncharacterized. The coding region runs from base 1 to 702 and encodes 233 amino acids. The transcript has a single exon. NCBI's taxonomy places the organism in Eukaryota, Fungi, Ascomycota, Dothideomycetes, Mycosphaerellales, Mycosphaerellaceae. The record is from RefSeq and is a predicted model, not a curated record.
AUGGCAGCGUCCCUGUACCAGCAACCGACUGUGGUCGUGGUAGCUGGAUCUUCACUGCCCUCUCAGCCUUGGUGGAAAGCUCUCCAUCUCACUAUCAACACAUCUUUUCAAAAUAAAGACUUUGCCGCUUUUCCACCCACCUGGUCCCGUCUUCCCACCAACUCAAAACUGGCGGCAGAGAAACUAGCUGAAGAGCUUGGACCGCGUGGCCUGGUAGCAGUCGUGCUGCUCGUGGACCGACCCAUUGCAUGUGCUGGCGCGCUACCCUUUCGUGGCGACAACUGGAUUGAUGAUGUUGAAUCUGCAGACCAGGUUCCUGCCGAGAUUCAGCACGGUGAAAAUGGAACUACACAAGGCGAGACAGUGCUAGGAGCAUUCGAAACUGUUCCGAAUCAGAAAGCGCUGCCAAAUCCAAGUCAGCACGAUUGGGAAUUAUGUUGUGUCUGCGUGCAUCCUUUGCAUCGCAAAAUUGGUCUCAGUGUCAAGAUUCUGGACGCUAUAAGCAAUGCCAUAAGGCCUCUUGGAGCCAGGCGAUUGAUGAGUAACUAUGUCAUCGAAGAGACUGGAAUGUACUGGCCACAUUUGGGAUUCGAAACUAUACCAGGCGCUGGUGGGGUUCUCAAGAAGGGCUUUACUCACACUAAAGGCAUGCCUGGACUGAAAGCGGACAUUCAUUUCGCCAUGGGUUGCAAGAAUAUCUGA